GCUGCCACUCAACCUCUGGGAGCCGGAAGCAGGUGUGUGUAUCAAAUCUGCCUAGCAACCGGGUGCUGGAUUUAUUUAAAACGUUCAUUUUAUUUCAGGAAUCCCAUUUUUUUUUCUUUAAAUAUUAUUAUUUCUAGUUACUUAGUUUCUGUGCGACAUAAAAAAAAAAAAUUCAAAUCCGUGUUUCCCAACCCACUCCCGGGUUCCACAAACCGGACCGGCCUGUUGGGCCCGCGGUAUCCCCGAGUUUGAGUGAAACCCCAACCCGGAUCUGAGCUCUAAAAUCCCGUGCCCCGACUCCCCUCCUCACGGGUCCCCUCUGUUCCUUGGAGAAAAAAUCGCCGGUGCUGAGUGAGAAGACGGGCCCCACUAACUGAACUAAUCCUGCAAAGAAAGAAAUCCCUAAGUACUGGAAAUAAAAACUUCAUAAGAGGGGUCUGCUAGAAUGGAGCAGACCGUAGAGACGACUACAGGAUGUAUUGAGAUGUCGGAGGAGGCGGUCCGCCGGACGCGCAGUCAGAAACGGGCGCUGGAGCGAGACUCGCUCCCCAGCGAGGGGGACCCCAAGAAGAUGAAGCUGGAGAAGGGGGACCCCGUGAAGAGCGAGGAGGAGGCAGGAGGAGGAGUGGGGGAUCUGAAGGUCAAGGCAGAGCCUGGGACCCCUGCCUCUGCCACCAGCACCAAGGUGCAGGCGAUGCUGAAGGGGGGGGAGGUCAAGGCCACCAUCAAAGUGGAGGUGCAGACGGGGGACCAGCCUGUCGACAUGAGCACGGCCAAGAGUGAAAUAAUGAAGAAGGACAGGCGAGCUCCUUCUCCGGAUAUCAUUGUGUUAUCAGACAACGAGCCUUCCAGCCCGCGGAUGAAUGGCUUGAGUAAAUUCUCGAAGGAAACGAACGCGGACUUGCUCCUGAAGAGCAGCCCGGAGGAGCGCGAGCGCAUCAUCAAGCGGCUGAAGGAGGAGCUGCGGCUGGAGGAGGCCAAGCUGGUGCUGCUGAAGAAACUGCGGCAGAGCCAGAUCCAGAAAGAGAGCUCAGCACUGAAGCCUACAGGCUCCUCGAGCUCUUCUGUGGCCACACCUCCCCCCCUGGUCCGGGGGUCUCAGAGUAUCACUGCAGUCAAGGGAUCCCUGCAGGUGUCGUCGGGCCGCAGCUCCGGCACGGUGAUCCCCCCUCCGCUGGUGAGAGGCGGCCAGCAGCUCUCCUCCAAACUGGGCUCCCAGCAGCACCCGCAGAUAGUCAUGCCUCCGCUGGUCAGGGGGGCACAGCAAAUACACAGCCGCCAGCAGCAGCAGCAACAACAACAGCAGCAACAGCAGCAGCAGCACUCUGGCUCGGGCCCCCCUCCCCUGCUCAUGGCGCCCAGGGCCUCCGUCCCCAACGUGCAGAUCCAGGGCCAGAGAAUCAUCCAGCAGGGGCUGAUCCGCGUGGCCAACGUGCCCAACACCAGCCUGCUGGUCAACAUCCCCCAGGCCUCCCCGACCAACAUGAAGAGCUCCUCGGCGCAGGGCGGAAUCGCCGGGGUCAACGCCAACGACUCCCCCGCCAGCCGGCAGGCCGCGGCCAAGCUGGCGCUGCGCAAGCAGCUGGAGAAGACCCUGCUGGAGAUCCCUCCACCCAAGCCCCCCGCCCCCGAGCUCAACUUCCUGCCCAGCGCCGCCAACAACGAGUUCAUCUACCUGGUGGGGCUCGAGGAGGUGGUGCAGAACCUGCUGGAGACACAGGGCAAAGGUAAGGCAGCGGUGGCGUCGGUGGCUCCAGCUCCCAAGGACCCCUUCACCUGCGCUCAGUGCAGGACGGACUUCACAUGCCGAUGGAGGCAGGAGAAGAGCGGCCCCGUCAUGUGCGAUCAGUGCAUGGCGUCCAAUCAGAAGAAAGCCCUGAAGGCCGAGCACACCAACCGGCUGAAGGCCGCCUUUGUGAAGGCGCUGGCCCAGGAGCAGGAGAUCGAGCAGCGGAUACUGCAGCAGCAAGCGGCCGCGCCCCUGCCUGCCUCCUCCAACGCCGGCUCCAAGUCCUCGGAGCACCACAGCCUGGUCUCGCAGGUGCAGCACCACGUCAAAGUGCGGACCCCCAGCCUGCCCCCCAACAGGGGCGUGAUCGGACGCCACCACGCCACAAUCAAACAGAGCCCUGGUCAGCUGGCGCGGGGUCCCCAUUCGACUGGCGCUCGCGGGGUGCUCCACACGUUCUCUCAGUCCUCGCAGCUCCAGAGCGCAGCGCUGGUCACCAGGCCAGGUAAGCAUGCCGUGCGUCACGGGAGCAAAGUCAGCACCUCCACCACCACCACCACCGCAGCCAACACCUGGAAGAAGCAGAGCCCCGUGAGCACAGGUGUCACCAUGGCGUACGUCAACCCCAGCCUCACCGUGCACAAGUCCUCCUCCUCCUCCUCCUCGUCCUCCGUGGAUCGCCAGCGGGAGUACCUGCUGGACAUGAUCCCCUCCCGCUCCAUCUCCCAGACAGCAAACACAUGGAAAUAAUCAGAGCAAUAAUAAUAAUAGGAAUACAAAGAAUAAUAAUAAUAAUAAUAAUAAUUAAUAAUGAUAAAUCCUGUUCAUCAUUGUCAUCAUCGCCAGGAAAUAACCAACGAGCCUUCAUCUCGGUCAACGCCACAGCACCAGUCACGCAGCAGAGCCCCACUCCCUGUUUUAGUUUUUCCAGAACCAGUUGCUCAAUCUUGCAAACCAAUGGGAACCUGCCGCCACACUUUCUUUCUGCCUGGGACUUUAAAAAAAGAAAUAAAGGGAAGGGAGAGGGUAGACAACGGACCUAAAACCUGCUUCAUUUUUUUUUUUUCCCCUCUUCACAAUCUGUUUCUGAAGAAGACCAUCAUGUGACGAAUGCCCCCUCCCUUUGUUCCUGAAGCCUUGCGAAUGGACUUGCUUUGACGGACUGCUCCCAGCAGCUGCACAGCUGCAGGAACUUGUAAUUCCACACGGAAAUGGCUCUUAAACAACACUGGGGACGCAGCCUGAAUGCACUGCUCCUAAGACUUGAGGGAGACAGGAUGUUAAACUGCAGAUGGAUGGGCUGAAUCUUUUUUACACUGUGUACCCCCCCACACACACACACGCACACACACCUCCCCACGCUCCACAGACACACAUGCCUCUCCUGCCCCCUCCCACCCUAACUGCUGUAUUGAUUUUAGACGACUGCAUCUGAGCAGUGUUAACUUCUGUAAAGAAACACAAGCACAACAGCUCUCAACUCUCACAGCACAAAGUAACUGCUGUUGUGAAUUGAAUCGUUUUAUUGUCGUGGUAUACGCAGGACCAGGCCCUGGUUAACUGCUCCGCUGUUCUGAGUGCAGUCGACUUCUCCUUCACUGCCCCAGCAGUCUGCUGUUUUUGAUUGGAGCUGUUUUUUUUUUUUCCUAGAUCUCUCGUUUUUGGAGGUCUGCGGUGUUGAGAGUUAACGUCUGAAUGCUGUCUCUUCACGCAGGGUUGCUUAUUGUUUUAGAGGUUGAGAAUGCCUUUUUUCUUGUCGUUUUAAAGCUAGAUGCAAGCAAAGCCGUCGUUUAGGGGAAACGAGGUCAGGGAGAGGGACGUAAAACACAGAGGCGUGGCUGAGACCGCAGGUCACCUUGGACUGCUACUCCUUUCUGCUAGUGUUCGGAAAAUGUCAAACUUGAGACAAACCGCACAUGCUCAGCAGUUAGGGUGUCGGCAAGAGUCUGUGUAUCUGCAGACGCGGGGGUCCUUGUGAAUCUCCUUGCACAUCCUUGGGUUAUUAAUAAUGCAGGAAAAGGGCGUGCUUCUAUGUCUGACUUUUUAUUUUCCCCUCCUCUCAUUUAUGGUAUCUAUCGUUAGCUCAUUAUCUGGUUGGCAGUUGCAGAUGGUUCAUCUAUAUAUUUUUUUUCCCAUUAGGCAGCUGAUGUCUGCCUCCUCAUAUUUUUGAGCCCUGGCUUGAGUCUACCAAUCCAAUUGGUCAGUUAUGCAUUAGGAAAUUCUGGCAAAAAUCUUGAAAUUUUGGUUUUUACACUGCGGGACGGGGGACGGACCAGGAUUAUUCUAUUUGCAGAUGAAAUCCCGAAUUGGCCCUCGCUCCUUGUUUCAACUUUCCCUUGAAAAAAAAAAAAAAACAUCUUAUCUGACUUCUCUUUCCAUUGUUGCUGCUGCUGUUGUAGAAACAGACUGCUGAUAUGAUUAUAAUGGAAAGUUUUUUGUAUUACAAUUAAUAUCCUUGGUCAUUUCGUUAUUUCAACCCCACUACUGAGGACGGAAGAUUGGGACUCGGGAGGGGCUAAUGAGUCUGGUUCAUUAGCAACCAAUCAUGGCCAGCUUACAGGUCAUUUCAUUUUGAUUCUGCUUUUUGCUGCCUGACAGUUUUACACCAUUCCGUUUCCUUGGCAACAGGCUCUUCAUUAUUGUGUGAGGGAGGGGUCUGCUUUACAAGUUUGGUUAUUUGAUCCAUACGUCGCUCUAUCAAGUAAUAAUAAUAAAACCCAUUUUAACCCCUUUACACUUUUAUUUUGUGUGUGUGUGAAUAAAAACAGUGUUUAGCUUAAAAACGACUUUUUCUUUUUUUAAAAAAUAAUAUACAGCUGUGUAGAAAUAUUUUUUUAUAAAUAUAGAAAACAUCUUUGCAUUGGAACUAUAGAAAUAUGUAAGUAAAUAUUCUAUUUCCAGAACUCUGGUCCUGGGCGAGUUUGAAGACAUUCACCUCAAAUGGACCAUAUGUGGACUCCAUGUGUUUCUGAUUAGAUAACAAUAUAAAUAUAUACACUUUAUAUAACAAUAAUGUUUAAUGGUAUAAUAAUGUAUUUGAGUGAAACCUGACUUGAAGUAAAUAGAGAAGUUCAUAUACUUGGGGAAACUGGGGUUGGGUUGGGGGGGGGGGGGGGUAUAUAUUUUAAGAGAAAAUGAAAGAAAUCUGCUCAAUGUAUUCUGCAGAGAAAGCUUCUGUUUGAUCGAAGCCACUGAACCAGUGUUUUUUGUCAUGCUUGAAAAGGACAGAUUUGCUGCAAUCUCAUUCUCAAAUUAUAAAUGAUAUCCUAACGGUUUAUUUCAUGUGGGUGUUUUUGUGCUCACCUUUAUUUUCCAUUCAGCCUGGUUUUGAAUUCAUCUGUCUUCAUCUGUUUCUGUAAGUGCAGUUACAGGCGGCUUACUUUAUUUCAAAGGCAGCCAGCACAUUUCAAAUGAAUGUGUGCGGAUACAGAACCAAACAGCAAAAGGAUUUUGCUGCAGGAGCGAAUCUUUCUAAACCUCCUGCCUUGCCCGCGACGCUCUGAGGCGGACUUGAAACAGUGUAUUUAUUAUGAACUAUUUCUCAACAGACAUGAAGAUGAUCAGAAUCCCGAUUUUAAACUGAUGGGAAAAAAAAACACACACCUGGAGAAAUAUGAACCAGAGAACAGCAGCUGGAAAGAAACUUGAUCCCUGACUGCAUGUGCUUAAAUUCAACACAGAUGGGUCGUCAAUUUGAAUGAUUUAAAAAAAAACAUCAGAUCUUAAUACCGCCAUCCUAAAAAUGUAACCCUGCUCUAUUGUGGAUCUAUUUCCAUUUUAAGUAUUUUUUUAUUUUUAUUGCGUUGUUAAUGGGUUAAUUAAUUACCCCUGAGCCGAAACGCUGUCAUGGUUAGAGGAGCAGUAAAGUCUGUUGCUGUUUUAUACCCACGAGUGUUCAAUUUAAGGAAAUCCCAAAAUAAAACGCGUCUCCCAAUUGUAAACACUGUUCUUAAUCAGAGCCUUAACACGUUUGAAUUUGGAUUUGUCUCCUUAGCCCUGUAGUAGCAAUACGACUCUCCACAGAGGGCUGUACCAGAGCUUGUGGGUUGAUUUGAACGCCUGUCCUACCAGACAGAUCUGUAAUCUUCUAGAAGCGACGUUUAAAAUAGAAAGGCUCCACUAAGGCAAUGCGUAAAAGCAAAGUUAGGAAAGACUUGUGCUGGAACAGCUUUUAAUUUGCACAGCAGUUGCAACCAAACCAUGGGGCUUUCACUCAUUUUGACAUUUUUGCUAAAUCCAUUUGUUAAGUUCAACUAGUGAUGUAUCUAUGAAGGCUUGUGAACUGUUCUGUUUUGCAUGGGUUCUGAAUAUCAUUACCGAUCAAUUCAACUGUUUUAAGGUCUAGUGCUGCGAUACCAGUACUGGGGUUCCGAAUAGAACCAUUAGGGUUUGACAAUUAGAAGCUUCACAUUUGGAACCCUUGAUUGGGUUCCAAAUAAAACCUGUAUAGUUCUAUAUAGAACAACUGCAAGAACCUUAUGUUCUAAGCGUGUACAGAUAGAUGGAUUGUAUUUUUAAAAAAUCGAGUGAUUUUUGUAGAUUUAAUUGAUUUUUAUUUAUUUGAUUUUGUUUUUUUAAUUCUCCUAAAAUAUGUUUGGGGUUUUACUUUGUGGACCGCAGUGCCCAACCAAAGGAUUGUGAACUCCCCUGGCUUAAACUGUCCCAAAAACACACCAGAUUACCCUCCCGAUGUGCAGUUAACAGAAACACGUUUUUGACCAGAUUUGCUUCUUUUUAUCUUUUCUAAGCAGAGUCGCUUUUUUAUAUUAUUGUUUAGAUAUUUCAAUGCAAAAAAAAAAAAAAAAAAGAACUGCUCUAGUGUGAUUGUCUGCGUUUAUGCAGAGUUAAUAUGUUGUAUAUUGUAUUAAGUGAGGGAUAAAGCUUGCAUUAUUUUGUACUUUUAAAUCUUUACUAAUAAUAACCAUUCCCACUACUACCCUGGUUGAAAAGUCAGCUGUAAUCCAUAACUGUAUACUGUACUGUGAGGGGGGUAGCAUUUGAAUUUGACAAUAAAUAAGUGAAUGAUUAA
Acipenser ruthenus (sterlet) is the source of this 6758-nucleotide messenger RNA. Its product is annotated as transcriptional repressor p66-alpha. The coding region runs from base 446 to 2479 and encodes 677 amino acids. Gene Ontology annotation, cellular component: NuRD complex. The transcript has 12 exons. The record is from RefSeq and is a predicted model, not a curated record. NCBI's taxonomy places the organism in Eukaryota, Metazoa, Chordata, Actinopteri, Acipenseriformes, Acipenseridae. Gene Ontology annotation, biological process: negative regulation of transcription by RNA polymerase II. Gene Ontology annotation, molecular function: sequence-specific DNA binding.